Loa loa (African eye worm) is the source of this 369-nucleotide messenger RNA. RefSeq lists its product as hypothetical. The record is from RefSeq and is a predicted model, not a curated record. Lineage: Eukaryota; Metazoa; Nematoda; Chromadorea; Rhabditida; Onchocercidae. Bases 1 to 369 code for a protein of 122 amino acids. The transcript is spliced from 4 exons.
AUGGAUGAUAAUUUGAAGAUAAGUGAUAACGACAACUAUAUCCGGGUUGAAAUAAUUCCACAAGGACAGCAGUGUAUAAUGAACCGAGGUAAUGAAAAUCAGAAAAAAGAAUGUCGGUGCAUAAGAGAAUACAGAGGGUCGGGCCGAUUAUUCAAUAUCAUAGAAUGUGUUGAGAAUUCAAAAAAAUUACCGACGAUUUUCCGGAAAGGGUUGGGGAUGGCAGAGGAAACUUCAACUCCCAGAAUGCUCCGUCCAUCAUUACUAUUUUCGUUCUAUGAGUUAGUGCUUUCAGAGAAACGUAUCACUCAUUCAUCUGGUCUUUGUGAAUUGGUGCAAGAGCUGUUUUAUCCUGAUCUGAAACCUCGUUAG